Messenger RNA from Elephantulus edwardii (Cape elephant shrew), 986 nucleotides. It is a transcript of the gene ASF1A, whose product is annotated as anti-silencing function 1A histone chaperone. Gene Ontology annotation, biological process: DNA replication-dependent chromatin assembly. Gene Ontology annotation, cellular component: nucleus. Gene Ontology annotation, molecular function: histone binding. The record is from RefSeq and is a predicted model, not a curated record. The transcript is spliced from 4 exons. Bases 179 to 793 code for a protein of 204 amino acids. NCBI's taxonomy places the organism in Eukaryota, Metazoa, Chordata, Mammalia, Macroscelidea, Macroscelididae.
UGUGGAGUGCUCUCGUGUAAAUAAAAAGAGGAAAAAAAAAAAAGUUUCUCAAGUCGCCGCUGCACGACGUCGGGCCGGCGCCGGAGGCAGGGGUUUGCGCUCUGCCGAGCGGCCUCGCGCUGGACUUUAUUGUGCCGCAACAAGCCCCCGUUCCCAUUGUUUGUGUGUUUUUCAAAAUAUGGCAAAGGUUCAGGUGAACAAUGUAGUGGUGCUGGAUAACCCUUCUCCUUUCUACAACCCGUUCCAGUUCGAGAUCACCUUCGAGUGCAUCGAGGAUCUGUCUGAAGACUUGGAAUGGAAAAUUAUUUAUGUGGGCUCUGCAGAAAGUGAAGAAUACGAUCAAGUUUUAGACUCUGUUUUAGUGGGACCUGUUCCUGCAGGAAGGCAUAUGUUCGUAUUUCAGGCUGAUGCACCUAACCCAGGACUCAUUCCAGAUGCAGAUGCAGUAGGUGUAACAGUUGUGCUAAUUACAUGUACCUAUCGAGGUCAAGAAUUUAUUAGAGUUGGCUACUAUGUAAAUAAUGAAUAUACCGAGACAGAAUUGCGGGAAAACCCACCAGUAAAGCCAGACUUUUCUAAGCUUCAACGGAACAUUUUGGCAUCUAAUCCCAGGGUCACAAGAUUCCACAUUAAUUGGGAAGAUAACACAGAAAAAUUGGAAGACGCAGAGAGCAGUAAUCCAAAUCUACAGUCACUUCUUUCAACAGAUGCACUGCCUUCGGCAUCAAAGGGAUGGUCCACGUCAGAAAACUCACUAAACGUUAUGCUAGAAUCCCACAUGGACUGCAUGUGACCACCUGCCAUCCCUUUAGUACAAAUUAAGCUAUAAAAAAAACAGAACUAUUUCCCUGAAAUUCCGUAAGUACAUAGUCAAGACACAAUGUGAAGAAUUUGUUUUAAAAAAUCAUCCUGUAGAAAGUUUAUAAGAAAACCAGUAUUUGAACAAAUUGUGGAAUAUAAAUACAAAUACAACUAUUUUUAAGUAA